Molecule: messenger RNA, 1547 nt
Organism: Anopheles aquasalis
Lineage: Eukaryota; Metazoa; Arthropoda; Insecta; Diptera; Culicidae
Biological process (GO): arachidonate secretion; phospholipid metabolic process
Molecular function (GO): A2-type glycerophospholipase activity
Source: RefSeq, a predicted model, not a curated record
UGUCUGUGGCGUUGUCCCGUGCCGUCGUCACCGUUAGUAGUAGCAGCACGCCGUGCCGUCCAGCUCCGAUCGCUAUCGAUACCCUGAUCCCCACCAUCCGUCAACCGUCAUGUACCUUCGUCAUCUGCUCCUGGUGCUCCUUGCCACCAUCUGUCACACCGGUGGUGUGAUGGCGGCGUCCUUCAGCGAAGACGAAGACGAUUCCAGUGAAACGGUCGGCUCACUGGAGCAAGUGUUUAGCCUUUACCCGGAGGACUGGACGGACGGAACCUCCCCAUCCCCGUCCUACCAGCGACACGGAAAUUCGGAUGACCUAGAAGCCCUUCUUCUGUCGCUGCAACAGGACAAGACAGCACAGGACAACCCCCGACGGCCGGUCGAUGACUUCACGGGCACGGAGGAUACUUUGGAGCUCGAUGGUGGCCGGACCAGCACCAGCUUCUACAGUUCUUCCUCGACGGUGCCCCUCGAGUCGCAAGAGGCGAAGGCUAAACCGAUGAGGAGCGCAACCCUAACGGCCGCCGUUCCGCCAUUGACGCGCGUUUCAGAGUUUUUCCGCAGCAUGCUGGAGCGGUUCGGGGUGGUGUCACCCGUCGAGACCUACCAGGGACCGGGCCCUGUCCCGGAACUGACGACGGAACGCGGGUCCCGGUUACGGUCGUACCGUUUCCGGCCUCACUUUGUCAGCACCGCCAAAGGGCUGCGCAACAUCCCGGCCCAGCUGAACGAAGGCCAGCUGGUGCACGCCCCGGACGAGCCCACGGAUCGACCAGUGGCGCCGUCGUCGUCGACUGCCAGCCGGAGACCAGCCGGAGGCGAAUCAACGGUGACCAUGGGGCGACCGGUGGCCACUACGCCCAGCUCGACCAUCACGAACCUGUUCAACAGCUUCAAGCGAAAGAUCAAAGCCAUCUACCCGGGCACGGUGUGGUGCGGCGAUGGCAACCAGGCCAAGAGCGAGGACGAUAUCGGGUUCUUCUACCUCACCGAUAGUUGCUGCCGGGCGCACGAUCUCUGCCCGAUCACGAUCGCAGCUGGCGAGCAGUUCAAUCGGCUCCGCAACAACGGUCACUUCACCCGCUCGCACUGUGACUGUGAUAAGCAGUUCUACAACUGCCUCAAGAACGCCGACACGCUCGUCUCGCGCCAGAUCGGCUACACCUACUUUAACCUGCUCAAACCGCAGUGCUUCCGCUACGAGCACCCCAAGGUCAGCUGCACCAAAAGGAAAAAGGGUAAAUGCUUGACGUACGUGGUGAACGAGCAGCAGUCGAAGGAGUGGCAGUGGUUCGACAAUCUCAUCUUCUAGUGCCAGCCUAUCCUGCGGGACAACAACGCGCCGGUGCCGUCCAUUUUGCUUAUACGCUUAGUCAGCUAGUUUUGAUAGCUUAGCUAAGGUAGAAUCGUCCGAUGAUCGAGUAGCCGAUCCGUCUGUGACAGCUCCUAGAACUGAACGACGAAUCGACGAGAACUGAAACCGAGGAAACCGAUUCCAACGCCAUGGCUAAUAGAUAAGGGAAUCGAAUCGAUGUUCUGAAUAAACGAUA